Messenger RNA from Nanorana parkeri, 1854 nucleotides. RefSeq lists its product as uncharacterized. The coding region runs from base 61 to 1854 and encodes 597 amino acids. Gene Ontology annotation, cellular component: plasma membrane. The record is from RefSeq and is a predicted model, not a curated record. The transcript is spliced from 7 exons. Gene Ontology annotation, molecular function: protein binding. NCBI's taxonomy places the organism in Eukaryota, Metazoa, Chordata, Amphibia, Anura, Dicroglossidae.
GUAGCCGAGUCCUGGAGCUUCCAUUUAUCUGUGUGCUCCCAUCAUACACACAUUGCGGAGAUGAAAGCCUUUUUUGGACUUGUAAUGCUCUUGGCAAUGGUAAAUGACAAUGCAGCCACCUGUACUGGAUCCGAUGCAGACCGAGUAUAUUACUGCAAGUCUUUUCAGAAAGAUUACAGUGAAGGCACCAAGACCCUUAUAUUUGAAGAAAGAGAAGUUGGCUUGGUCAAUUCUUCAGUGUUUUCCAGUCCAAACUUGAAGUCUGUUGUUACCCUAACGCUCACAGGAAGUAGAAUUUACACCAUUGAAUCAGGAGCCUUUGAGCACUUCUCAUCACUUAUCACUCUUGAGCUUCAGAAUAACAGGCUGACUACUGUAUUGCCCUCUUGGUUUCGUGAUCCCACAGUCUUGGAGCAGCUCAACUUGGCUGGAAAUUUGAUUCACCAGUUGGGUCCAGGGAUGCUGGAGGAAUAUUCUGGUUUGAAGGUUCUAAAUCUUAGCAGGAAUCAAAUUAGCAGAAUUGAAAGUAAAAGCUUUGCCACCCUGAGUAAACUGUCCUCUCUGGAUUUGUCAUACAAUAAGAUUUCAUCGCUUGAGCGCAAAGGGUUUUCUUCCUUGAACGCCACUUUGAGAUUGCACGGGAAUCCAUGGAAUUGCUCCUGUGGGCAGAAGGAUUUAAUUCUGUUUUUGCAAGAAUUGGUCAAUGCUUCCAAAUUGAAUGACUCCACUUUGGUGACUUGUCACUAUCCACCAGACCUCAACGGUGUGAUUGUGUGGAAUGUAUCGGAAGUGAAUUGUUCUUCAACUGUUUUAUCACCUUCUUCAUCAACGGUUUUUCAUCAAAUUGUAUUACCAGCCCUGUUUGUAGUGUUAGGUGGUCUGUUCUUUUCCCUGAGUAUGUGGAUGAUCAUCUGUUUCUUUAGAAGCCAAUGUAAGAACAAAGUGACAAAUAUGGCUGACUCUAAGUGUAAUUUACAAAGCUCAAUGGAAAAGGAGGAAGGCCAUGGGAUGUCACCAGACAACCACAAUCAAAUAUCUGAAAACCACCCAGAAGAUACAUCAGACAACAGGCCAGUUGGUCUUUUGCAUGAACAUGAUUUAAAAGACAGAGAUAUUGAAAAUCCUGGGAGCAAUUUAGUACUAAGCCAUCAACCUUUCCAUUGUGGAAACCAUAAUACAGAUGAUAAGUUGGAUAGGUCUGUGUAUCCUGGACUCAGGGCUGAUAAAUCCAAAAGCAAAGGUAUUUCCAAAUGUUUAAGUGCUCCAAUUUUGCUCCCGUGUGCUGACAAGUCUUCCAGAGGCACUAUUCUGAAGGCCGAGGAGCCUAUAUGUCCAACAACCACAAAGGUCCACCGAGAUAUUACAGCAUCUCCCACAGAGAAUUCUGUUCAUCAAGCCACAACCGAAGUAAGCUUCAAGCCUAAAUGGCUGACCACCGCAAAAGUCCAUUCAGACCUAGCAAUAAUUCCCGACAAAGAUCCCGCUCAUCUAGAAGCAACAGAACAAACUUGUGAAAUGACAGGCAUCAUGAGUGGAAAUACUGCAAGUAUAUUUCCUGCAGACAAAUGCUACAGUCUUGAACUAAAAUUGAACAAGGAUGAUGAGAUCGACCAAAAAGCAUCUGAGAAAUCUCAGGAGGAUUGUAAGCAUGAAACAGGCCUCAACCUCCAAGACCAAGCCUGGACUCUGUCCACCCCCCACCUUGGACUUCCAAAUUCCUCAAACCAUCAGAUGAACCUUCAGCAUAAGGAGGUGCUCCCACUUUCCAAAGUGAGGGUACAUCUGUUAGCCUUCGUGGACAUUAAAUCAGCCAACACCCCAGAUGCUUGGAUACGGUCUAGUCAGAUACUUUGA